UGGGAGCGCCGCUGGCUGGCUCAGGCUGCGCGAGGGCGCUGUACCGGCGGCCGCUGUCAUGUCCCUGCUGCUGCCGCUGCUGCUGCGUGGGGCUGGGGGCGCCCGGGGCGCGUUGCGCCCAUGCUGCCGCGCCGCCUCCCGCCGGGGGCUCAGCUCCUCUUCCGGCGGCUGGGCUGGGGUCCGGCCGGGGCGGCGCUCGCUGCUGGCCGGGCUGGCGGGGGCCGCGGCGGCGCUGGCCGGGCUCGGGCUGGUGCGGCGGGCGGAGAUGGUGUCGCGGGAGGCGGCGGCGGAGGAGGAGGACGAGCUGUCCCGGCGCUGCGGGGAUUUCAUGGCCCCGCCGGUGAGCGGGCUGCGGGAGCUGCGGAGCCGGCGCCAGGACAUGCGGAGCCGCAUGGAGAUGCUGAUCAUGGAGACCCAGAGCCAGGUGUGCCGCGCCCUGGCCCAGGUGGAUCGCGGCGCCGCCUUCACCGUGGACCGGUGGGAGAGGAAAGAAGGUGGUGGUGGUAUCAGUUGUGUGCUCCAGGAUGGCAACGUCUUUGAGAAGGCAGGCGUCAAUGUUUCUGUAGUUUUUGGGCAUCUUUCCGAGGAAGCAGCCCAACAGAUGAAAAGCAGAGGGAAAACUCUGAAGACCAAAAAUGGUAAAUUGCCUUUUUGUGCCAUGGGUGUAAGCUCCGUUAUCCAUCCAAAGAAUCCCCAUGUUCCAACUAUACACUUCAACUACAGAUACUUUGAAAUUGAGAACGCUGAUGGGACUAAGCAGUGGUGGUUUGGUGGUGGAACAGACCUGACUCCAACUUACUUGAAUGAAGAGGAUGCUGUUCAUUUUCACAAAACUCUGAAGGAAGCUUGUGAUCAGCAUAAUCCAGAACUGUACCCCAAAUAUAAGAAGUGGUGUGAUGAUUACUUUUACAUCAAGCACCGUGGAGAGCGAAGAGGGAUUGGGGGCAUAUUCUUCGAUGAUCUGGACUCUCCCUCAAAAGAAGAAGUAUUUCAGUUUGUGCAGAGUUGUGCCAAAGCCAUUGUGCCUUGCUACGUUCCCAUUGUGAAGAAACACGCCCAUGACUCUUUCACACCAGAGGAAAAAUUAUGGCAACAGCUUCGUAGAGGGAGGUAUGUGGAGUUCAAUCUUGUUUAUGACAGAGGUACAAAGUUUGGCCUUGCAACGCCAGGAUCCAGGAUUGAAAGCAUUCUUAUGUCUCUGCCACUGACUGCCAGGUGGCAAUACAUGCACACGCCGCCAGAGAAGUCCAGAGAAGCUGAAAUCCUGGAAGUCCUGCGCAAUCCCAAAGACUGGGUGCACUGAUGAAUAGUGUGAGGGAGAUGCUCAACUAUAAGCAAACAACAUGAACUCUUACCAACUGGCUCACUCAAACUGCCAUUGCCUGGCAGUUUAGUGUCUGGAUUUAUAUUCUUAUCACGUGCCUUAAAAAUGUUGUAAACUUGUCAUCCUUUGCAUGUUGGUACAGUGUUUCACUGGCAGACACACUUUUCUCUGUCUGUUGCCUUGUGGCGGGUACGUGAGCUAUUAGUAGGACCAACUGAUGUGUUCAGUAACUGUUUCAAUUUGUCUAAACACACAAUGGUAUAAAAUACUGUGAAAUGUUCCCCUAAAGAAUUAGUGUUUUCCAAGCUAAAGGUGACUUGUGCCCUAAAUUACACUGCUUGCUGUUAGGAAAUUCACAGGAAAUUUUAACAUUUUAAAAAUAAUGUUCUUAUUUGUUUCAUAGUUAAAUGAGUAUCUCUGUUCUGGUGCGUAUUAAACCUCUUUUUAAAUUCAGUUUCAAAUACUUUAUAUCACAGUUAUUUUUCACUAAGGGACAGAUUUUUAAAGGUAUUUUGGUGCCUGACUCCCAUUGACGUCAGUGGGAGUUAGGCACCAAAUUGGAUUGGGUGCCCAAAUACUUUUUUUAAAUCUGGCCCUGCAUUCCUAAAAAUGUAGUUCCAUGGAGUGGUGGUUGCUUUAAAAAACAAGUUGAAAAUCCACUGAAAGCAGGUAGGAAACAUUUGACUCUGGGCCAACUAAGGAAAAUUAGCUCCCUUGCCAUUUUUCAGACCUACCAAGCAGAGCUAUGUUAAAGACAGACUGCACAAACAAAAUAGUGAAGCUAUACAUUUUAAUGAAGGUGUUUUUACUUUUAAUCAUAUCCCAACCAUCAAGACUGCAGUAAAAAAUGUUUUAUCAAUGUGCUUUGUAGAUCAAAAAUCCUCUUAAGAUGUAUUAAAAUUCACUAAAACAGAGCAAAAAGUAUGUUUAAACAAAGUGCUGACCCAAAAGAGGAGGAAAUCCAUCUAUAUACUAGUUUUUACACUAGGUUUUAUUUACAUGAAUGUACUUCUGAGCUAAAGCAUCCUUCACUAACUGCUUACUCUGAGGCCUUUAGGGGAUGGUGGCAAAGAUUGUAGAGAACACUUACUAUAGGAGGGAAGUUAUGACAUGCUGCACUGUACACUCUCACAGAAGAACAUCCAACAUUGUUAAAUGUGGGUGUCUAAAGUUAAGCACUGAAAUCCAGGAUGCAUUCAACCCCCCUUGAUUAUGUGGAAUAGUCCCUUACUCCUUAAAUAACUGUUCAUGUCAGAGGGACUACUUGAGGAGUAAGGCACUACUCAGUAUGAACAAGUGACAGAAUCUCACCCCUUCCAUGUCCGGGUAUCUGAGGCGGCCUGAUCUAAACAAAGCUGCACCAGUUUAGUUAAAGGUCUGAUCUUAAACCAACUUAGUUAAACUGGUGUAGCUUUGUGUGGCACUAUUAUAUUUACUUCAACCUGGCUAAUAGUAGCUUAGUUUGCACUGACAAAUUUAAACCGGGUAUAAACAGGUAUGAAUGUCCACAUAGAGACUUGCACUAGUUCACCUGGUUUACUAAUUCAAUUAAAGUUUAACCAAUGGCCAAACCCCAAGUGCUCAAGUUCAAAGGUGCUCAGAAUCUUUGAAUAUCAGGCUUUUUUUUUUUAGGUGUUUAUAGAAACCCAAAUCUGAAAAAUGUGCACUGUUUGUUUUAGCAAGAUGGUAUUUACAGCUUUCUUCUGUUUGCUAUUUGAUUUGUCAUUUGACACUACUGUGAAACUGAAUAAAGUGGCUAGCGCUGCAAA
This is a messenger RNA of Chrysemys picta bellii (western painted turtle), 3093 nucleotides long. RefSeq names its product coproporphyrinogen oxidase (gene CPOX). The record is from RefSeq and is a predicted model, not a curated record. NCBI's taxonomy places the organism in Eukaryota, Metazoa, Chordata, Testudines, Emydidae. Gene Ontology annotation, cellular component: cytoplasm. Gene Ontology annotation, molecular function: coproporphyrinogen oxidase activity.